Messenger RNA from Paramecium octaurelia, 1062 nucleotides. The record is from the annotation of a GenBank genome assembly. NCBI's taxonomy places the organism in Eukaryota, Ciliophora, Oligohymenophorea, Peniculida, Parameciidae.
UAUUAAUAUAGAUGCAAUAACAAAUACCUCCUUCAUUUUUUGUUAGCAAUUUGAGUUGUAUGUCUGCCAAAUUCAGUCCAUUUGAUAUUGACAAGAUUGCAAUCACCUGUGCUGAUAAUUUUGGUAUUCAAGGUAAAGGACGUAUAAUAAUUGGAUAACUCCAACCAAAUUAGCCAAUCAAGAUAUUGUUUUAAGUAGAAGAAAGCGAUGCAGUUUUUGAUUGUAGUUGGAGUGAGGCUGAUCCAAAUGUAAUAGCAAUAGGAUGUGGAAAUGGACUCGUUAAAGUCUUGAAUGUAGGAACAUAAUAAAUUCUCACUUAAUAUCUAGAAUCAAAAGAAGAAAUCUAAAGUGUUGAAUUCGGACACAAAAAUCCAAAUUGGUUAUUAGCAUCUAAUUUGAUUGGAAUAACAAGAUUAUUUGAUAUUACAGCUUAGAAACCUGUAGCAUAUUUCCAAACUCACAAAGGAUGUGCUUAUACAUGCACUUGGCAUCCAAUUUAAUAAAACAUGUUUGCUACAACUGGAAAUGAUGGUGCAAUGAGACUUUGGGAUUUGAAUAGUCCAUCAAAUAAGAACAUAGCAUCAAUCAAGGCUCAUAUGUCAGAUACAUUGAGUUGUGACUUUAACAAGUACGAAGAACUUAUUGCUACUUCCUCAGCUGAUAAAACAAUCAAGCUGUGGGAUCUCAGAAAUCUUAAGUACAAUAAUCAUAGAUUAUAAUAGAGCCCCUAUUUAAACUUUAUUAGGCCAUAGACAUCCUGUAAGAAAGGUUAAGUUCUCUCCUCAUGAAGCAAUUAUUUUGGGUUCUGCUUCAUACGACAUGAGUGUUAUGAUUUGGAAUAUUCAAGAACCAUCGAACCCUUUGAUGUAACAUAUAGUGUUUAUAGUAAUAGCAAAAAUCAUCCAAAACAUACAGAAUUUGUAGUUGGGCUUGAUUUUUCAAUUCAUACAGAGAAAUAGAUCUGUUCAGCAAGUUGGGAUGGAAAGGCAAUGAUUUGGUAAUGGGAUCAGGAAUAGCCAACAGUGUGAGUUUAGUAAUGAAGAGAAUGAUCUUUAAUUUUUA